Molecule: messenger RNA, 653 nt
Organism: Schizophyllum commune H4-8
Lineage: Eukaryota; Fungi; Basidiomycota; Agaricomycetes; Agaricales; Schizophyllaceae
Exons: 1
Coding region: 147-491 (114 amino acids)
Source: RefSeq, a predicted model, not a curated record
AGAGCUUACCUUUAGUAUAUCCUGACGGAAUGUGGCGCACCCCGCCCCGCGGACGAAGAUCAGUGCAGAGACAGAGGUAUUGAGCGUCUAUUAGUGUAUGGCGCGAGUUCUCCGGCGGAUACGCAGUAGGAGACGCCUUCUGUUAUAUGACAACCUCACGUCCAACACGCCCGCGACCCGAGAAAAUCGACCCCGCGGCCAAAAUCCAACACCGCGCUCCCAACCCCGUGACUUCGGCGCAAAGUCCUUUUCGGGCAGGCCUUGAGCGCCGCGAAGGCAGCGCGCGCGUCGACUGCCCAUGCCCUGCGCCGAGCUCGCCGAAAUUUCAGAAAACAUCCACCGAGGUCCUGAGCACGUGCUUCAGCAAGAACCAGAGCCCAGAACACACGCCAAACGCACCCUUUCGCGGAGGGAGGCGAUCUUCAAUAUGCCGUCUUCAACUCUACUCGAGUGCGACGGCAGCGCAGCGUCCGCUGCGCCACACGAGCUAGUGCAGCACGUGUUCGGCUCAAGGGUGACAGCGGAUGGGGGCGAAGAUUGGGAGGAUGAGAGUGGAAGAUUGGGGGAAGGGUGAAGUGGGGGCGGACGAGUUCCGCUGGCUGGAAAGCGUAUUCAGCCGACGAGCGCGGUCGAGCGAGCUUGGGAUUACGUUG